This is a messenger RNA of Chara braunii, 3973 nucleotides long. The record is from the annotation of a GenBank genome assembly. Lineage: Eukaryota; Viridiplantae; Streptophyta; Charophyceae; Charales; Characeae.
CGUUCCGUUUCUUCUCUUAACAGGAAAGUUGAGCGGGAGGCAGUCAGCUAAGAUGUCAGGAGGUGGGGGCGCCGUCCCGAGAAAGACCCUGACGCUCGACGAUCUUAUCGAGGCCAUGGACAAGUGUGAGAGGGCGCCGAGGAAUGUCCCGAAGGUUGAUACAUUUCACUUCAAAGGGGAGCGGGUAUCCGAUUGGCUGGACCUGGUUGACCACGCGCUGGUGGGACUGGCAGACGAGGUAAGAUUUCAGCGGAUUAUGAGAUACGUCCUCCAUAGCUACCAUCAGGAAGUGAGCAAGGUUGUGGACGCCGCCAAUGGCAGCUGGUCAAGGUUCAGGGAAGGGAUGUUAAGGAAGUACAGGCUAGGGGACGGUCUGCUGACUAUGGCUGACUUGGAAGCCAUGAACAAGGAUGAUUUUUCCACGAUCGGGGCGUUCGUGCACGAGCUCAAGAAGAAGGCAAGGAAGGUGCACGGGAUUUCUGAAGAGGCGCAAUGUGCCAUCUUCUUGGGGUUGCUUACUGGCACGGAGGCCUCGGAGCUGACGAGUCACGGAGGGGGAAGUGAGAAGCUCACCUGGGCCACUAUUGAUAAAGGAGUGGAAGAGGGGAGUUUGGACCAGGUGGAACAGCACCAGAUGCGGCUACAGAGGCGAAAGAGAAAGGAAAGGGACGCCACCGCAUCUGGGACCCCGGGGGUAAAGAGGAUCGUUACGGAUACCCCCCACCUCACAUGGAAGAGUGCCACAGUCGGCGCGGACCAGGAGCCAGAACAAGGCGGGGGGGCCAGUCAAGAGCCCAGCCAGGCACCCCCUCGAAAGGAGCCUGAGUCGGGGCGCAGGAAGGAGGUGGUGGAGGUUUCGGAGGAGGAUGAGGAGGAUGACGACGAAGAGGAUGAGAGGCUCCGACAAGAGGAGGAUCGGCGGACGGAGCUAAGGGCCAAGGAGAGAGGGGCUCAAGAGGAAGCCGAGCCAAGCCUGCCUGACAGCGUACCUAAGAAGAAGAAGUACGCAGUCCGACUGGAAGAGGGUUUUGAUGUGAAGCGAAUGGUAGAUAGGCUGCUGGAAGGUCAUAAUGACCUGAUGAACUUAAAGGACAUUUUAGCUUCAGCGCCCCGGCUCCGCGACGGACUGAAGGGGAGUGGGAGGAACAAACUCAACCUUGGCUCGUUUACCUUUGAAGAGUCUGAGAACGAGCAGAGGAGGCUCUGGGAGGUGCCAGAGGAGGAAGGAGGGACCGAGGUGUUGACGCUAAGCCUUACUGAUGUCAAUAAGGCUAUGGAAGUGGUGGCAGCGUAUGACAUGGCAGACCCUGAAGCCAUUAAGGCGUUGAGGGAGCAGGUUCUUGAGAUCCCUCAGGUGGGAGAGGUGGAGCUGGUUUAUCGGCUUCCAAGCGGAAGAGGAGGUCCGGCAAUGGCACAGGCACGAACAGACAAGAACAGGGCAGAUGGGUUGAGCCGCAUCAACUGGGAUGGAUCGGAUCAGGAGUCGAUAAGAGACACUUCGCCAAUUGAUGGGUUCUUCGAUCAGGAAGAGGAUGUCCGCCUCCAUAUAAAUGAACGGUCCUUGUGGGUGCCUAGUUGUGUCGGUCACCACAUAUGGCUAGCGCCUAAGGGGUACGAGCAAAAGGAGGAGUUGGUCCUCAAGCCCUUCCAGGAGGAGGAUCCGUGGGGGAGUAAAGAUGUUCACUGGAUGAUGAAAUUGGCGUUGGCAGGCACUCACAGCUUGGCGGAGGAAGUGAGGACGAUAGAGGAAGGCCCAACUCAGGUAGAGGAGCAUGAGCAGCUGAUGGGAGGAAUGUAUCUACUUACCAACACGCUUCUGCAAGGAGACUUUGAUCGAAAGAACUCAUUCAGUCGUAUGGAAAGUGAGGACUUCAUUCCUGAAAGCCGGGAUAAUGAGUUCGAGGAAGGAGAAAUCAAGGAAGCCUUUCGGGCAGAAGAGUACGAUGGAAUCUACCUGGAGUUGGGGCUACUCCUGUCCUGUGAGAUGAGGGAUAGAGACGCGAGUGUCAAGGCGCAGAAGAUAAGGCACCUCUAUGUGGUAAGGGAUGACCAUUUGUCUGACUUUUCGAAGACAGCCAUGCAGAGGGGCGGGAGGGGCGGAUGGCCACGACAGAGGCCCCUGGGAGCGUCUGGAGGGGGUGGUCAGCGCAGGCCAGUUGGGAGAGAGUCCACGCCUGUCUUCGACGAUGAUAACGUAGAGCUCUUUCUGGGCGCCUACCAAGCUCAUGCGGCACGAGAGGGAUGGUCUACCCAGGACAGGGUACGAAAUCUGCGAGGAGUUAGGCGUUUCGAGGAGCCUAUCGCGCAUAUUCGAGCGGAGGCUCUGACCUGGCAGGAUGUGGAGGCGAGGAUGCAGAGGCUAAGGGCUUCGCCGCUGGUACGGGAUGGUUUGCCUAUUCGACUGGAGGAAGGCAAUGCGGAGGAGUUCAUCCCGGCCUACAAGCAGUAUAUGCGCGAUCAGGGGACUGGGCAAGAGGAGUGGAUGCAAACGUUACCCCUUUGGACGCGAAGGGCGGAAAGGCCAUUGGCGAGGCAGAUUCGGGACAGGGCGCGUGAUUGGGAGGACUGUCACGCUCAGUUGAGGCAGGCGUUCCGACAGCCAGAACCGGAGAGACCCGAGUCCAGGGUUGAGAGGAGGCAGAGAAGCAAGAGGCCACGGGACUCGGAGGCGAGAGAGGCCGCUGCGACUAGAGGAGGCCGAAAGGCCUUGGCAUGGCGAGAGGAGGGGCCAGCAGAGCCAGUUCAAGUGGCGGCGCCGGUUCAGGCAGCGGAGCCGGUUCAGACAGCACAGCCAGUUCAGGCAGCGGGGCCAGCUCAGAUGGGAGUAGAUCCGGUUGAACCGGUACGGUACGAGCCGGCAGAAGAGCCACCAGGCCCUGAGCCGGAAGCUGAGCCGCACGAGUCAGGGGAACUGCGGACCGAGGAGGUUAUUACCGUUGGGGACGAUACCCCUCCUCCCACCCCAAUCCCGGAGCAAGUACGGCAGUACUGGCCUGAGGGGAUUCCUGAGCCAGACAGCAAGGAGAUUCCAGUACCGCCAUCGGAAAUUAUUACGCCGCCUCUGAAGCAGGUUGAGCCAGAGGAGCGAGAGGAGAGCGAGAGGGCGAGGACACAUACGAUUUUGGCACCACCGCUAGCCGAGCAUGCGGCUAAGCACUUGGACACUAAGGCGCCGACAUCCAAGGAGCCACCGUCAGAGUUGUUGUCUGUAGAGGGGAGAAUGAGUGCGGGAGUUCCACUACGAGAGGCCCACGAGACGCAAACGGAGAGGCAAUCAGGGGAGACGGCUGAGGAGAAGUUCGCGAGAGUGCAAGUGCGCCUCGAAGAGAUAUAUGAAAGGAAAGUUAGGAUGGAGGCCGCAGCGGAAGUGUCGACGCCACCAAUCGACCCCGGGACAAGGCAGGAGGACGAGAGGGUGGACGAGGCACGAGAGACUGGGGACUUGGGAUUUCAGCCGCCAGGAUGGCAAUCGAGGAUACGCCAGGCGGCGACCACGUCUUUCCAGCGGUAUACCAUGCUUAGCGAUGAGUUGGCGGCCUCGAGGAUGGAGGUGGAGCAGUUGUCUGUUCAGCUAGCAGAAGAGAGGGCGGAGAACCAGGCUUGGAGGUCUCAGCCACCUCAGCAAGAGGGGAUGAAGAAGGUAUUCCUGGAUCCAGUGGAAGCGGAAGCAAGGCGGAAGGCCCAGGAGAAGAGUUUCAGCUUCAGAGUUCCCACGGAGUUGGCCUCGCAGCAAGUGACCCCUAUGACAAUUGAGACCCCCGCAGAGGAGCCAGCGCAGAGGCCCCAAUCGCCACCAGCAGGAGGAGGUUCUGCGGAAAAGUCCCCUACGAUCCUAUUAGAAGUGUGGGGGGGCACCCUUACGGGGGCAGUGGUGGCCGCUGAGACUAAGACGAUGGAAUAAGAGGCAUCUCGUUUGGACGAGCUAGUGGCGGCCAUGGAACUGGAUAUACCAUCAAGAGGGCCUCAGGGACGC